GGGCAAUGCACGUGCCGUUGAAAUGCGCCUUCCCUGCAUUUCGGCACUUGCAAAGCAUCCCAACUAUUGUUGCUCUAGUCCAGCCGGCCGCUGCUUCACUUAUCGAUCCCACAACCUUCACUCUCUGGUCGUUCUCCAUCAAAACCUCUCAUUCUUGGGAUCUUCCUCUGUUCAACAAAUUCCUGAUAAGAACGACGAUAGCCAACUUGGAUAAUCCAUUACUCUCUACACCCAAGGCCCAACCCUCACUUUUCCUUCCACAUUGGCGUUUAUCGUUACCAAAAGGCGCUGUGGUUCUUGGUGGCAAGUCCAAGGUGGGAUCAUGGAAUAAACUGGCAAGCGCAUGUCAUAUCGCAUCAUUGCAUCCUUUCCGGCGAAGCUUUACAUCAUCUUCCAUAAGAUUUGACAAAACAUGUACAAGGGCAAUGGCUGAGUCUAGUGAAAACAAGCCAGUGUCAGGACUGCCAAUUGAUUUAAAAGGUAAAAGGGCUUUUAUUGCUGGCGUGGCUGAUGACAAUGGAUAUGGUUGGGCGAUUGCAAAAUCCCUUGCUGCUGCUGGAGCUGAAAUUCUUGUAGGCACGUGGGUACCUGCUUUGAACAUUUUUGAGUCUAGCUUGCGACGUGGAAAAUUUGACGACUCACGCUUAUUACCCGGUGGUUCGAUGAUGGAGAUCACUAAAGUUUAUCCCUUAGAUGCAGUUUUUGACAACCCUGCGGAUGUACCAGAAGACAUAAAAUCAAACAAGCGUUAUGCUGGAUCCUCUAAUUGGACUGUUCAGGAAGUGGCUGAAUCUGUUAAAAAAGACUUUGGCAGUAUAGAUGUCCUCGUGCACUCACUUGCCAAUGGACCUGAGGUGAGCAAACCAUUACUGGAGACAUCUCGAAAAGGAUAUCUUGCUGCAUUAUCUGCAUCUAGCUACUCUUAUGUCUCUUUACUCAAGCAUUUCCUUCCCAUUAUUAGCCCAGGUGGAUCUUCAAUCUCUCUUACAUACAUUGCUUCAGAGAGGAUUAUUCCUGGAUAUGGUGGGGGUAUGAGUUCUGCAAAAGCUGCAUUGGAAAGUGAUACACGAGUGCUUGCUUUUGAGGCGGGCAGAAAGCACAAAAUCAGAGUCAAUACGAUAUCUGCUGGUCCUUUGAGAAGUCGUGCUGCAAAAGCAAUUGGAUUCAUUGACAUGAUGAUUGAUUACUCAAUAGCGAAUGCACCCCUACAGAAAGAACUAUCAGCAGACGAGGUGGGCAACACAGCUGCCUUUCUAGCAUCCCCUUUGGCAUCUGCCAUCACUGGUGCUGUUAUAUAUGUGGACAAUGGCCUCAAUGCGAUGGGCGUUGGAGUUGACAGUCCAAUUUUCAAAGACUUGGAUAUUCCCAAGGACCAACACUAAAUCCCUCAACUAGGAAUCCAGGAGUUGAUACUAGCUCCCCCUUUCUAUUUUCCCCACCCCCAGAUGUCGUUAGCACCGCCCCCCAAAAACAAAAAUGAGUAUUUGCUCUUUUUUAGGCUCCUUUGUUAUUUUUCUCCCAUAAGAUUUCUCCCCCACCUGUAUUGUGUUGCUCAGCUGCGCAAGUCCCGCAAUUAUGACCAUCAUAAUCUAUACAUUGAUUCCAUCUGUUAGUGCAAUUUGUGUUGGCUGAAUGCCUGAAUCUGUAUAUUUGUUUUCAUCGAAUAAAGUUAGCUGCUGUAA
Molecule: messenger RNA, 1682 nt
Organism: Neltuma alba
Lineage: Eukaryota; Viridiplantae; Streptophyta; Magnoliopsida; Fabales; Fabaceae
Product: enoyl-[acyl-carrier-protein] reductase [NADH], chloroplastic-like
Exons: 13
Coding region: 6-1382 (458 amino acids)
Biological process (GO): fatty acid biosynthetic process
Molecular function (GO): enoyl-[acyl-carrier-protein] reductase (NADH) activity
Source: RefSeq, a predicted model, not a curated record